AUGAUAAAUUUUGUGCCGGAAGAAGAAGAAGUAUCUACACCGAAGUGUGUUAAUCGCAACAACAUGGAAGUAUCGGCACCGGAGAAGUACCGCGUGCGGCAGUUCGUGUCGGUGGGCGACCGCUGGCAGCAGCUGCCCGCGCCAGCGGGGGACUGGACCACGUGCCUGGCGCUGCACGCCUCGCUGUCGCACGUGCACCACGUGGAGCGCCAGGCGCGCUGCUGGAGUGGGCCCCUCUCCGUCGCGCUCUUCGCCGCAGGGGACGACGUCCGCCUGCUGCUCGCCUACGUCACGUUCCUCAGGCGCUGCCGACGACACGUGCGGGACCGGGUGAGUUUCCACUUGCUGUGGCCUUCGGAGCAGCCACCCAACGAUACUGUUGUCGCGGCUGGGGACCAGCUGGAGGAAGCGGACUGCGGAGAGGACGACGAGCAGGUGCUGCAGCGGCUGCUGUGGCGCCAGGCGCACCCUGUGGGGGAGCAGCUGUCGUACCCGCAGAACCUGGCCAGGAACACGGCCAGGCUCGCCUGCCCCACGAAGCUCACGCUCUGCCCAGACGUUGACAUGCUGCCCCCUGCAGGCUUCGAUGUCAACGCUGCACUCACGGAGCUGUUCAGCCGCCAGCCACCCUGUAUCAGGUGCGCGUACGUGCUGCCGGUAUUCGAGAUGGACUCGAGACUGAAGCACGUGCCGAGGGACAAGACGGAGCUGCGGCAACUGGCGCUGAGCCAGCAGGUCCGUCCCUACCACUGGGCUGUCUACAGGCGCAACCAGAGGUGCGUGCAGCCCACACGCUGGCUGUACCACGAAUCGAAUGCCUCUCAGCUUAACAUCGCAUACGAGAUGCCGUACGAGUGGAAGGCCGAACCAGUAUUCGUCGCAACGAGCGAAGAUGUUCCCCUCUUCGAUGAGACGUUCGUCGGCUACGGAUUCACCAGAAACACGCAGGCCUACGAGAUGUUCGCUUCUGGUUGGCGGUUCUUAGUGCUGGACAACGCCUUCCUGGUACACUCCGGCUUCCAGUCGGCGAAGCAGCGGCCGAAGUGGCGGCAGAAGCAGAUGGCCGAGAACUACGGCCUGCUGAGGAAGUGGGCGCACCGCGUCGCCGUCCAAGGCGGCUCAGACCCUCUCCGUCUGGCUCGCAGGUACUCGCUCAGGAGGAAGCGGCCCUGA
This is a messenger RNA of Schistocerca piceifrons (Central American locust), 1173 nucleotides long. RefSeq names its product beta-1,4-glucuronyltransferase 1-like. Bases 1 to 1173 code for a protein of 390 amino acids. The record is from RefSeq and is a predicted model, not a curated record. Gene Ontology annotation, molecular function: glucuronosyltransferase activity. The transcript has 5 exons. Lineage: Eukaryota; Metazoa; Arthropoda; Insecta; Orthoptera; Acrididae.